This is a messenger RNA of Symbiodinium necroappetens, 944 nucleotides long. The record is from the annotation of a GenBank genome assembly. Lineage: Eukaryota; Dinophyceae; Suessiales; Symbiodiniaceae.
GUUCUGCAAUGCCUCUGUGAGUGCACGGACUUUGACAAGCUUGUUGAUGACUACCUGAACUCGCUUUGUCGUGGGCCCAAGUCGUCGGUUCCUCCCCGAGAACGCCUGCGGCGAGUGUUUUUCACAGCCUCAGAUCGAUGUCGCAUCCCAUGGUUUGGGGGUGCCCGGCGCCUCAAUGCCGGUGCCUUGGCUGCGCCGGUGAUGCUGCUCCUGCUGCGGACGGUUCUCCGGCUGUCCACCUACGCUCCAUGGCUGCUCUUUUGGCUGGCAGUGGGUGCCAGUCACCUAGCAUGGUUUCACGUGGCCUGCCUGUCCCUCCCCUUGAGAUCCGACUACUUUGUGAGCUGGGUGGCUUGCUCCAUCGCGGGGCUCUACUCCGAGUACUGGUCGGAGGUCUUGCCCAGGCAGAGUUCGUCAUCCGUGCUACUUUGCCAUGGACUGCUCCUGGUCGUGGUGAUUUCUUUCGCUUCGGCCGUGUACACGUCGGCUCCGGUGCAGGAGGAUGCAGAGCAGGGGCAACUGCAGUCAGAGGAAGACUCCAGAUGGUAUCUGUGCAAGGUCUGUGGCCAUGCCGUCUAUGGUAGAGAUCACCAUUGUGUUUGGAUAAACCAAUGCGUGGGUGCACACAACCAUCGCUCUUUCGUGCUCUUCGUUGCCAGCUUGACGCUCUUGGCUUGGGCUUAUGCAUCAAUGGUUUUGACUCUCUCAGCAUCACUGGAACAAGAGACGCCCUUCAACUACCUGAUGGUGCAUCUUACCGACUGGCGUCUGAAGCAUUCUAUGGCAGGCGCUUUGUAUGCAUUCGGCGGCGGACUUUUUACGGCUAUCCUGCUGCUGGGGCAGCUGUUGACAAUCAGCAAAGGCCUUACCGGGCACGAGCUGCGCCGACGAGAGCGGCGACCGCAGCGGAAGUCGAGCUGCCUGCAAAAUUGGCGGAGCUGGCU